AUGGACAUCUUUCAAAGCGUCCAGGGCUACAUCACCAAGAUCGUCUCGCAGGGCGAGAAUGCGAGCGGUCAGGGCGCUGCAAACAUGAAGAUACUGCUGCUGGACAGAGACACGGUCCCUAUCGUAUCUUCAGCGACCACGCAGUCUGCCCUCUUGAAUCAUUCGGUAUACUUGACCAACCGUAUCGAAGAUACCAGCCGGGAAAAGAUGCGCCAUCUGAGGUGUCUCUGUUUCCUUCGGCCUUCACCAGACAGCAUCCAGUUUCUGAUCGACGAGUUCAGAGAGCCCAAAUACGGCGAGUACCACAUCUAUUUCAGCAACAUCAUAAAAAAGUCCUCGCUGGAACGUCUUGCGGAAGCAGACGAUCAUGAAGUGGUCAAGUCCAUCAUGGAGUACUUCGCCGACUUUUUGGUCAUCAAUCCCGACCUCUGCUCUGUCCCGCUGUCGACACGGAUCUUCUCGUCAUCGGCGGACCUCUGGAAUCAAGAUAGCUUGACCAGAAGCGUUGAGGGUAUCAUCGCUAUGCUGUUGGCGUUGAAGAAAAAGCCUUUGAUCCGACUCGAGAAGAACAGCCUUCUCUGCAAGAAGCUCGCAACCGAAGUCCGCUAUGCGAUCACCCAGGAAGAGCAACUAUUCGACUUCAGAAAACCAGACACGCCACCCAUCUUACUUAUAGUCGAUCGCAGAGAUGAUCCCGUCACUCCAUUGCUCACUCAGUGGACUUACCAAGCGAUGGUGCACGAGCUUCUUGGCAUUGACAAUGGGAGGGUCAAUUUGAGCGACGUGCCAGAAGUCCGCCCCGAGUUCAAGGAAAUCGUUCUCUCGCAAGACCAGGAUCCGUUCUUCGCCAAGAAUAUGUUUUUGAACUUCGGCGAUCUGGGUCAGAACGCCAAGGAAUACGUCGAACAGUUCGCAUCGAAGCAAGCUUCCGGCCAGAAACUGGACAGCAUCGAAGACAUGAAAAAGUUUGUUGAAGAGUAUCCCGAAUUCAGACGACUAUCUGGAAACGUUACGAAGCAUGUAACGCUCGUGACCGAGCUAAGCAGGCGAGUCGGCACAGACAGUCUACUGGAUGUCAGUGAACUGGAACAGAGCUUAGCCUGCAACGACAAUCACUCUCAGGAUGUCAAGACUUUGCAGAAGCUCAUUCAGGAUCCCAAAGUGCCGCCCAUGAACAAGCUCAGGCUGGUUGCUAUCUAUGCGUUGCGGUACUCUGGCCACACGAACAACAACACACCUGCCUUGAUGGAUCUGCUUGCCGUUGCCGGCGGCAUAAGCAGACAUCGAAUCAACCUCAUCCCGAAGCUUCUCACUUACGCCCAUUCCCUGCAGUCCAUGCCACAGACCGGCGGAAUACCUGACCUGUUCCAGCCUAGUAACAUCUUCUCUGAAGCUCGAUCACGCUUCAAUCGCGGCCUACGUGGCGUUGAGAACGUCUACACUCAGCAUUCGCCUCGCCUAGAAAACACCUUACAAGACCUGAUCAAGGGUCGCUUGAACAUGAACAGCUAUCCAUUUGUGGAAGGUGGGGGCCAGACAAGAGACAAGCCGCAAGACAUUAUUGUCUUCAUCGUCGGGGGCGCAACAUACGAAGAAGCUAAAAUGGUGGCCCAAGUCAACGCGAGCAGUCCCGGUGUCAGGGUCGUUCUUGGCGGGACAGGCAUCCACAACAGCAACUCUUUCCUCGAAGAAAUCGACGAGGCUGUCGACUCUUGGCCUGAAGCAAAAGCCGAUACUCCUGCUGGACGCCUCAGGAGAGAGGUUGGCAGGGCCUAG
This is a messenger RNA of Zasmidium cellare ATCC 36951, 1776 nucleotides long. RefSeq lists its product as uncharacterized. Gene Ontology annotation, biological process: vesicle-mediated transport; intracellular protein transport. The record is from RefSeq and is a predicted model, not a curated record. NCBI's taxonomy places the organism in Eukaryota, Fungi, Ascomycota, Dothideomycetes, Mycosphaerellales, Mycosphaerellaceae. Gene Ontology annotation, cellular component: Golgi membrane. Bases 1 to 1776 code for a protein of 591 amino acids. The transcript has 4 exons.